This is a messenger RNA of Sphaerodactylus townsendi, 3715 nucleotides long. It is a transcript of the gene TTLL10, whose product is annotated as tubulin tyrosine ligase like 10. Gene Ontology annotation, biological process: protein modification process. NCBI's taxonomy places the organism in Eukaryota, Metazoa, Chordata, Lepidosauria, Squamata, Sphaerodactylidae. The transcript is spliced from 16 exons. The record is from RefSeq and is a predicted model, not a curated record.
GCGGCGGCCACGCAAUGCCACCUCUCUUCCCCCGCCUUCAGGUUUUUUUCCUGCCUUCGUUAUUUUGUUUUCAGGAUAUGCCUUUCUUUUCGGUAGCUUAACUGCAUUCCGGUUUCUUGUGCGCUGGCUUCCCGCGCCCAAGAGGGGAAAAAAGGCCACGUCAUCAUCUUGCAAAACUUCUCGCCAAGAAAUCCCAGCCCUGCACUGCCUUUGCCGCUGAGAUGUGGAAAGAACCGAAGAUGAAACCGUAGUUCACGUGAUGCUUGCCGUGACUCGCUUUAUGAAUGUAUUUAUAGAUGGACGAUGUUUAAUGGGGGUCUUGGGCAGGGGAAAGGUCACCAGGUACCUUCUCCUAAAAGCCAUCGUGAGGGGUUCUUGGUCCUCGUAGGCAUCAGGUUCCGGCAUUGUGGUCGUAACCCGCCAAAUGAACACCAGAGUGGAGUUUAAUGGCGUUUGCGGUCGGCCAUAGUAAGCCCGUCUUGCUUCAGGAGGAACUCCAGAGAUAUGUUGGAAGAAAACAGAUCAUACCAAGACGGUUGCAGCAGCCGGAAGACCAGUGGCAACUCCGGAUGAAGUUUCUUGAGCAAGCCAAGAGUUACAUCGGAGUUCCUUAUGCCAAGAAAUACCACAAGUCUGGCACUCCAGAGUUCGAAUCUCGGCUCUUCCUGGAUUGUUGCGGCCUCAUCCGGAAAGCAGUACGGGAUUUAACAGAAGAGUUUGGCUUCUACAUUGGCUCUGGGAACCAAGCGUACCAGUACGACACCCUUCCCACUACCCUCCCCAGCGAGGAACACUUGGAACCCGGAGACCUCAUCUUCAUUUCAGGAGCAUACUUUGAUACGCAACGGCCACGGCAACCCCAUGACAUCGUCCAUGUGGAAAUCUGGAUGGGGGAAGGAGAACGCAGCCUUGGAGCCAGGUGGACAACAGGCAAAGUCCAGGUCUUCGAUUCCUACAGGUUUGUCUCAAAGGCUUAUGGAAGCAUGGAGUACCACUUCAAGUCCAUCGGAACCUGGCUGCAAGGAAUCUGUAUCAGCCACUGUCCGGAGCAUAAGUGGGCAUCCGCGAGACAGUUGCCCGGGAGGAAAUCUAUCUUCUCCCCUUUGACCAAGCAAGGUGGACCUGCUGAAAAGGAUGCCGAUGAUCAGAGAAGCACAUCGGAGUCCCAACUGGGAAAUGAGAAAAUGGUGCUCAAGGUAGCGAGCGUGGUGGAAUACGCCAGCAACUGUGAACUGGGUACCAGUGAUCAAGUGGAGGCGCUGGAUCUACAGGGCUUCCCCAGAGCAGGUUCCACGGCCUCCAGAACGAAUGACUUGAGCACAGGUCACAUGACAGAGGUCAGCCAAGGCCAGUAUCAAUCUCUACCCCCAAGCACCGGAAGUUUGAGUGAGGAAGGUGGUGGUGCUUCAGUUGGGGGAGACGUGGCCCAAGAGAGAGGGUCUAAGCAGGGGUCUCCUGAGCCAGAACCGGGGACUCAGUGCCAGGAGACCGGCAUGAGCGUUGCAGCAUCUGAGCAGAUUCGGGACUCUGCCAGUAUGGCCAGAAAGUCUAAUUCCACCUCAAAGGUAAACUCCAAGGGGCUCUUGGUGGGUGUCAAGCGAAACAAGAAAGGUAAAGCCGGGACAAAAAGAGGUAACCAGCAACCAGAUGGACCUCCGUCAGCAGACGCAGGUUUUCCUAACUUAGCCGAAGGGGAGCUGAUGAACGAAAUCCAGUCCAAAGGGAACAAAUCCAUCCUGAAAGCAUCGCCACGAAUGAACCCACCAGAGGAAAAGAAGCCAGAGGAAGCUCCCGGAUCGGGGCCAUUCUUCUACAUCGGGGGAACAAAUGGGGUUGACAUAGUGAAUCUCUACUGCAAGACCAAAGGGUGGCAACGGAUCUGUGACAACCGCAGGGAGGAUUACAUCCUAAAGUGGUGCGAGAUCAAAUUUCGAGACACCUAUUACAACUUCAGGGAAGGGGAACAGCUGCUUUAUCAGAUCCCGAACAACAAACUUCUCACCACAAAAAUUGGUCUUUUGGUGAACCUCCGGGAGUAUGAGCGGGUGAUCAGGAAGAUCUCCAGGAAUGCAAAGCUGUUGAAAAUGGAGGAUUUUUUCCCUGAGACUUUCCGCCUGGACGUCAAAGAUGAGAAAGAACUCUUCUUUGAAACCUACUCAGAACCCCAAAUUUGGAUCUGCAAGCCAACUGGCUCGAACCAAGGCCGAGGGAUUUUCCUCCUGAAAAGCCAGGAGGAGGUCAAACAUUUGCAACUCAGGCUGCAAGCCAUUGAGGAAGAUCCGAUGUAUAAGAAACUGCCCUACAGAAUCCCCCAACCGAGGAUUGUGCAAAGGUAUAUUGAUAGGCCGCUCCUGCUCGUGGGAAAGAAGUUCGACGUCCGGUCUUACCUGCUCAUCGCCUGCACGGUGCCGUACAUGCUGUUCUUCGGCCACGGGUACGUCCGCCUCACGUGCCUCAAUUAUGAUCCGGCGUCAAAUGACCUCACUUCUCACCUGACCAACCAGGUGAGUUGAAAGAGGUCACCUGAUUACAUCAAUUGCUUCUUGGCAUAGGAGACCGUGUGGCUGAUGGACCGCUUCAACACCUACGUCAACGAGCGUUUCCGGCACGCCAAAGGGCUCCCCAAAGACUGGGUCUUCAAUAACUUCACUAAGAGAAUGAAGGAGAUCAUGCUGCAGUGUUUCCUGACGGUCAAGUCCAAACUGGAGUGCAAGCUGGGCUACUUUGAUCUGAUCGGCUGCGAUUUCUUGAUCGAUGAAGACUUCAAGGUGUGGCUGCUGGAGAUGAACGCCAACCCCGCCCUACACACCAACUGCAGCGCUUUGAAGACCAUCAUCCCUACAGUGGUGAAUGAAACCCUGGAUUUGGCAAUCGAGCUCUUCACCAAGUGCCAAAAGAAGCAGCCGAUCCUUCCCUUGGAGGCACUCAGACACUUCGUGCUGCUCUACAACGGGGCGACGACUGACUGUGGACUUGCUCGGCCCACCAAGAGCAGGACUUCCCUCGGUUCUUUGCAUGGCCACCGCGGUGGUGGCAGUAGCGGCGGCGGCAGUAGCACCGGCAGCGGUGGCAGCGGUGGCAGCAGCAACCAAGUGAUGGACAGGCCGCCACCUAAGCCUCCCAAGAUGGACCUGUCCGGCCCUCCUGAAGGGAUAUCCCUCCCGCCUCACAAGGCUGUCCUCAGAAAUACUUUCCCUGUUCCUCACAUCGAGAUAUCCAUCAUUCCCAAUCUCUCCAGUUGCCCUUCUGUGAAAGCCGUCUUCCGAGGCAGCCAACUCUGUAGCAAUGGGAGCCAGUAUGUCAGCAAACACACGCCGGAGUCGGAUAGAUGUCACGCAGGGUCAACCAAGGCCGAGACCGGUGACGAGAAGGCCAAAAGCAACCCCGUGGCCCCUGCCAGAGACAGAUCCUAUGCCACGUGGUUCCAGCAAACGUUUGGCACCAAAUAUCCGGCGACCGCCAGCGGCUCGGCCAGCGUUCCCUUGACCAGCUCCCAGAUGGUGUCCCUACACCUGCAGUCCGACAUCCCCCCAAAUGUUCCCCCGCCCCAAGAACAGGCCAGAUCCCCACAUUACCUCGCCACUCACACCAAGCUGUCGACGGAGAACAGCAAGACUGCGGUAGUGGCGGGACCCAGCAGCUGCAGCGAUUUGCCCCCAGAAGAUAAGAAGGCCUCACACCGUGGCUCGUAAACUAAAAUUGGUUGUGUAUUUGG